GCUGAAUCGAAAUGUGGCGCUCCAAAUUUAAUGCCAAAGAGUCACCUCACUACCGCACUGCGAGCCUGAUCCCACUCACAUCCACUCGCCUGCUGCAGCUCAUCGCAAUCCGGCCAGACGGCCCUUGAGAAGCAGCACAAUGCCUACCAUCGGAGUCGACAAGGAGGACUUCUACCGAGCCAUUGGCAAAGAUCCCAAAACAUACACCAAAGAGGAAUUCGACCAACUGUGCUUCGAUUUCGGCAUCGAGCUCGAUGAGGACACCUCGGAGAGCAAACGACCCAUAGUAGAUGGCGUCGAGGAGCGCCCGCAGUUGAAAAUCGAGAUUCCUGCAAACCGCUAUGACAUGCUCUGCUUCGAGGGCAUUGCCCUGGCCCUGAAUGUCUUCUUGGGCCGGCAGCCAAUGCCCAAAUUCACACUUGCUCCGCCAAAGGAUGGAAAGCUCCUCACCGUGAACAUCGCGAAGGAGACCGAGCAAAUACGCCCUUUCUUCUCGUGUGCCAUCCUUCGCGGCAUCAAGUUCGACAAGGCGCGCUACGACUCUUUCAUCGCUUUACAGGACAAGUUACAUCAGAACCUCGCGCGUCAGCGGACUCUUGUGUCAAUCGGCACCCAUGACCUCGAUACUAUUGAAGGCCCAUUCUCUUACGAAGCCCUUCCUCCAGACGAGAUCAAGUUCGCGCCCCUCAAUCAGACGAAGGUCAUGACGGGUAGGGAACAAAUGGACUUCUUCGAAAAGGACAAGCACUUGUCGCGGUACUUGCACAUCAUCCGUGACUCUCCAGUGUACCCCAUUAUCUACGACAAGAACCGAACAGUCCUUUCCAUGCCACCUAUCAUCAACAGCAACCACUCGAAGAUUACGCUCGAUACCAAGAACGUAUUCAUCGACAUCACUGCCACUGACGAGACCAAGCUCGAACUUGUCAAUCACGUUCUAUGUGCCAUGUUCUCGGAAUACUGCAGCGAGCCCUUCACGAUUGAACCUGUCCAGAUCGUAUCAGAACACAAUGGCCGAACGCGACAAACGCCGAGCUUGCAACCUCGAAAGGCCCAGGCAUCAGCCUCUUUCAUCAACUCGGUCUGCGGUCUCAAUGAAUCGCGAGAGUCUCUGAGUGACCUCCUGAAGAAAAUGGCCUACGACGCUCGCCCAUCUGCAGAAGACAAAGAUCUGUUGGAUGUCGACAUUCCGAUCACGCGCGCAGAUGUACUCCACCAGGCAGAUAUCAUGGAGGAUGCCGCCAUUGCAUAUGGCUUCAACAACCUGCCCAAAUCUUUCCCAGCCUCCUCAUCUUCGGUCGCAGCUGCUCUGCCGGUCAACAAGCUCGCCGACAUCGUGCGUCUGGAGUCAGCCAUGGCAGGAUGGAGUGAAGUCAUGCCUCUCAUUCUAUGCAGUCACGAUGAGAACUACGCAUGGCUAAACCAGAAGGACGACGGCCGCGCAGUGAGACUUGCGAACCCAAAGACUGCAGAAUAUCAAAUCGUGCGCACAUCCCUGGUACCAGGCCUGCUAAAGACAAUCAGGGAGAACAGGCGCCAUGCAGUGCCGAUGAAAAUCUUCGAGGUUGCGGACGUUUGCUUCAAAGAUGACACUCUGGAGCGACGAAGCCGAAACGAACGCCACUUUGCGGCUGCGUGGUAUGGAAAGACAAGCGGCUUCGAGCAGGUACACGGUCUGCUCGACCGUGUCAUGACGAUGCUGAGAUCAGCUUUCAUCACAAGAGAAGAUGGCCUGAAGAACGAGGCGCUGCAAGGGUACUGGAUUGAAGAAGUUGAUGACCCGACAUACCUUGCCGGCCACUCAGCAGCCAUUUACCUCCAACUUGCAGGCAAGAAGGCGCAGCGCAUUGGCACCUUUGGUAUUCUGCAUCCUGCUGUGCUCAAGAACUUCGAGCUUCCAUUCCCAACAUCAACACUCGAGCUCAAUCUGGAGGUUUUCCUUUAGAUAUUGAAUAUGGAAUGUCUUGGGUUACGAGUUCAGGUUAACGCCGCUAUGAGGUUGAUCGCUCAGUGAAGCGUGUCCGCGAAAAUGGCAUGUAUGGGCUCUUUGUCUGGACUCCAUAGACUCUGUGAUGUGAAAUGUAUACAUCGCCCUUUGGCAAGAAAUCGCCCA
Messenger RNA from Cercospora beticola, 2113 nucleotides. RefSeq names its product phenylalanine--tRNA ligase subunit beta (gene FRS1). The record is from RefSeq and is a predicted model, not a curated record. Gene Ontology annotation, cellular component: phenylalanine-tRNA ligase complex; cytoplasm. NCBI's taxonomy places the organism in Eukaryota, Fungi, Ascomycota, Dothideomycetes, Mycosphaerellales, Mycosphaerellaceae. Gene Ontology annotation, molecular function: magnesium ion binding; ATP binding; RNA binding. Gene Ontology annotation, biological process: phenylalanyl-tRNA aminoacylation.